UGAUCAGUUCAGGGGCCCGGGGGGCCAGACAGCUGGGCUAGGGAGCUGAGAAGGCAAAAGAAUGCCGUUUCCCCAGCUCUCCUGGGGGGAUCGUUCUCUUCUUACAAAAGAAACGCGACGGAGGAGCAAUGAGGAUGCUGCCUCUGCAGCCCCCAGGUCCUGGUGAUGAGGGAUGCGGCCGUCCUCCUCCCCGGCUCCAAGAUGCUCUCUGUCCCCAGGCACCAUGAGCAAAAUCGGCGAAGUCGUGCAGCGGGCCAGGGCCGCCUUCAACUUGGGCAAGACGCGCCCGCUGCAGUUCCGGAUCCAGCAGCUGGAGGCGCUGCGGCGCAUGAUCAAGGAGCACGAGAAGGACAUCGCGGGCGCGCUGACAGCGGACCUCCACAGGAACGAGUGGAACGCCUACUACGAGGAGGUGGUGUAUGUCCUGGAAGAGAUCGAACACGUGAUCAAGAAGCUCCCCGAGUGGGCUGCGGACGAGCCCGUGGAGAAGACUCCGCAGACCCAGCAGGAUGAGUGUUACAUCCACUCGGAGCCCCUGGGCGUGGUCCUCAUCAUCGGCACCUGGAACUAUCCCUUCACUGUCACGGUCCAGCCCAUGGUGGGCGCCAUCGCUGCAGGGAACGCGGUGGUCAUCAAGCCCUCGGAGCUGAGUGAGAAUAUGGCGAACCUGCUGGCCACCGUCAUCCCUCAGUACCUGGACAGGGAUCUGUACCCGGUGAUCAAUGGGGGCAUCUCUGAGACCACAGAGGUCCUCAAGGAGAGAUUUGACCACAUCCUAUACACCGGGAACACCGCUGUGGGCAAGAUCAUCAUGAUGGCCGCAGCCAAGCACCUGACCCCCGUCACCCUGGAGCUAGGGGGCAAGAACCCUUGCUAUGUGGACAAGGACUGUGAUCUGGAUGUCGCCUGCAGACGCAUCGCCUGGGGGAAAUUCAUGAACAGUGGCCAGACUUGUGUGGCCCCGGACUACAUCCUCUGUGACCCCUCCAUCCAGAACCAAAUUGUGGAGAAGCUCAAAAAGUCCCUGAAAGAGUUCUACGGGGAGGAUGCCAAGAAGUCCCGUGACUACGGAAGGAUCAUUAACUCUCGGCACUUCCAGAGGGUGAUGGGCCUGAUGGAGGGUCAGAAAGUCGCCUAUGGAGGCACUGGGGACGCGGCCACCCGAUACAUCGCCCCCACCAUCCUCACAGACGUGGACCCCCAGUCCCAAGUGAUGCAGGAGGAGAUCUUUGGGCCCGUGAUGCCCAUUGUGUGUGUGCGCAGCCUGGAGGAGGCCAUCCAGUUCAUCAACCAACGGGAGAAGCCCCUGGCCCUCUAUGUGUUCUCUCUAAAUGACAAGGUGAUUAAGAAGAUGAUUUCGGAGACCUCGAGCGGCGGCGUGACGGCCAACGACGUCGUUGUCCACAACUCUGUGCACUCCCUGCCUUACGGGGGUGUGGGGAACAGCGGCAUGGGGUCCUACCACGGCAAGAAGAGCUUUGAGACCUUUUCCCACCGACGCUCUUGCCUGGUGCGGCCUCUGCUGAACGAUGAGUCCCUCAAAGCCAGAUACCCCCCAAGCCUGGCCAAGAUGACCCGUCACUGAAGUGCUGCACCUGGCUGGCCUCCCCGCGCCGCACCCCUGCCCCUCUGUCCAGCCCUGGGAGAAUUGCUCCCGGAGCCCCCCUCUUGCUCUCCUGAGGAUCACUGCAUGCCCCCACUCCCAUCUGGGCCCCGGGCCUCACUUCCCCAAGUCCCCGCCCCCUCGCUGGA
Messenger RNA from Lynx canadensis (Canada lynx), 1752 nucleotides. RefSeq names its product aldehyde dehydrogenase 3 family member A1 (gene ALDH3A1). The record is from RefSeq and is a predicted model, not a curated record. Gene Ontology annotation, cellular component: cytoplasm. NCBI's taxonomy places the organism in Eukaryota, Metazoa, Chordata, Mammalia, Carnivora, Felidae. Gene Ontology annotation, biological process: aldehyde metabolic process. The coding region runs from base 173 to 1585 and encodes 470 amino acids. Gene Ontology annotation, molecular function: aldehyde dehydrogenase (NAD+) activity. The transcript is spliced from 10 exons.